Molecule: messenger RNA, 1301 nt
Organism: Panonychus citri (citrus red mite)
Lineage: Eukaryota; Metazoa; Arthropoda; Arachnida; Trombidiformes; Tetranychidae
Exons: 5
Coding region: 243-1190 (315 amino acids)
Cellular component (GO): cytosol
Molecular function (GO): aldose reductase (NADPH) activity
Source: RefSeq, a predicted model, not a curated record
CAUUAGAAACUGUUGUUAGUUAACUUAAUUGUUGCCAAUUGAUCACAUUUCAUUUCAUUUAUAUAAAUGAACAUCACUCUAAAUAGAGUUAAUUGUUAACUAGUCUUGUAAUUGAACAACUUUAGCCCUGGUUGUAACUUGAAUCUAACAAAUAUAACAGUUGAUCAACUCAUUUUCCCAUCUAAAGUUAAUUGUUCAACCUUAAUUGUUGUAUCUCAGCAGUGUAUGUGUGUUAAUUAACAAUGUCUUCCUCACCUUCUCUAUCCAAUCAAGGAACCAACAAGAUUGGCUUUGGCUGUUAUGGAGUAACAGAGUCUCAAGCUAAUGAAUGGAUUCGUGAAGCAAUUAUCACUGGUUAUCGCCAUUUUGAUUGUGCCUUUCUCUAUCAGAAUGAAUCUGCCAUUGGUAAAGGAUUAAGAAAAUGUAUUAAUCAAGGAUUAAUUAGAAGAGAAGAAAUUUUCAUCACUUCUAAAUUACCAAUGAACGGAAUGGAUCCAACAAGAGUUAACUACUUUCUAACCAAGACAUUGGAAAAUCUUGAUUGUGAUUAUUUAGAUUUAUAUUUAAUCCAUGCUCCAUUCUGUGUAAAGUACAUCACCGAUAAUCAAUUUUAUCCUGUUAAUCCUGAAUCAGGGAGACUUGAUAUUGAUCAUACUACGAAUUUGAAUGAAACUUGGAAGAGUAUGGAACAGGUAGUCGAUUCUGGGUUAGUACGAUCAAUUGGAUUAUCUAAUUUCAAUGAGAAUCAAAUGAUUGACCUGAUGGCCUCGUGUGAGAUUAAACCUUCAAUCGUUCAGAAUGAGACUCAUGUUUAUUUUCAGCAAAAAUCUUUACGAAAUUUUUGCCAUCAAAAUGAUAUAAUCUAUCAAUCAUUUGCACCUUUGGGCUCAGCUAAAAGUGCAGCAAUUAAUGGCCAUGAUUUAGUGAUCGAAGAUGCAACAAUUAACCAACUUGCUGUUAAGUAUCAAGUCUCUAAUAGUCAAAUUUGUCUCCGUUGGCAUCAACAAUCAAAUAUCACACCGAUUGUUGGCUUUGAUAGUUUGCAACAUAUUCGAGAAAAUAUUAAGCUUAAUCAUUUCACCUUAUCGACUGAUGAUUUAGCAAUUAUCUCGCAAUUGGAUAGAAAUGAACGAAUCUUUUACUUUGAUAAAGUUCCAGGAACUCGAUCACAUCGUUAUUACCCGUUUUAACUUGGAUCAAGAAAUUGCUGCUAAUUGUUUGUUAAAUUGUUCUUAUUUUAAUAUGUUGAUAAAUAUCAAGUUCUUAUUACAUCGAAUAGGAUUGAUUAUUAAUCGAGAAAA